This is a messenger RNA of Puccinia triticina, 966 nucleotides long. RefSeq lists its product as uncharacterized. The record is from RefSeq and is a predicted model, not a curated record. The transcript is spliced from 4 exons. NCBI's taxonomy places the organism in Eukaryota, Fungi, Basidiomycota, Pucciniomycetes, Pucciniales, Pucciniaceae. Bases 1 to 966 code for a protein of 321 amino acids.
AUGUUUCCCCUUCGGCGUCCUGGUCGCCAUCGCUUCGUAUGCCUUAUCCUCUUGUGGUCGAACUCAGCUGCAGUCUUGGCCACAUCUCCAGAAAAUCCGAACAGCUUCCGAUUGGAGAUCCCGAUCGAGAGUCAGUAUACGACUGAUGACUUGUUCGCCGCCUUGUCGCCGAAUUGUGUUGCAGGCAGCGCGACUCUCGACAAAUUCACGAGGGAAGAACAACGAGUAGGAAAUAAACGUCCCACACAGGGAUUUCCUAUUCCAGAAUCCCAGUUCAUUCCAACUUCGAGCCAAGCAAGGGUCUUGGCACCGGAUUUAAACGGGGCCUUGCGCGGGACUCCACGACGUCGGAUCGACAAGCAGGUCGACACCGAAAAAAACAGUAAACGUGCUGAGGCCAGGACGCAAGAAUUAGUCAAAGUGGCAGAGCUCCUUCAAAAGCACCCAUUAAGUUUCAAUGCAAGACUGGCCACGAUAGAUGAAACUUUCGGUAACCUCGAUUAUUGGGCGGUCACUCGUUUAGACAGGCUCACUCACCCCAGUUUGCCAUACGGCUGGUAUAUGCGUGACACUCGGAUUGGAAUGCUAAAAGUCUUAAAACGCAACCUCCAUCCACAGUCAAAUGAAGUGCUAAGUGUGCAUUACAGGAACUUGAUCCUCUUUAUGCACAAGCUUUAUGAAGAAGCGUUGGAGAAUUUGGGAAUUCCUAUAACUGCCCAAGUAGAGCACCAAGUGAAAAUGCUAAAAUGGCUCGAUGGAGAAAUCUUUGAUACUACUAGAGGUUAUCCAAUUUUAGGAAUCAUCACAGCGCCAUUCCCUCUUUGGAAGGAAGAUCUUGCCGAAAAAUCAAUCCGUCCAUCUCAAAUAAACCUGCUGAAAUUCUUCUCCCAAGCUGGAAAUGCCCUUGGCCUCCUACCCGACACAGCUUCCAAGCUAAUCACAGAAUUCCGACGCGAAAGUGAGUAA